Entrophospora candida is the source of this 897-nucleotide messenger RNA. Lineage: Eukaryota; Fungi; Glomeromycota; Glomeromycetes; Entrophosporales; Entrophosporaceae. The record is from the annotation of a GenBank genome assembly.
AUGUACGAACCAUUUUUGACGAUAGCUUUUGCUGGAUUUUUCAAUGGAUUAAUUAAAGCUAUAUCUCAAGUUUGGCAAUUAUUAGUACCAAUUGAUGUGACAAAAGGCCAAUGUAUUGCAUUAACAAGUUUAGUUGUUACAGGAAUUUUUAUUUACAGAACUGCAUUUCAAGGAUUUUUGUUAUGGCGACUAAAAAAUAUUGAACAUAAAAAAAAAGAUUUAUGGAUUGGUGUCGCGCUAUUUACUACCAGAGUUGCUUUUAAUUUUGCUCAAUUUUUCCAAAUAAAACCAGAAGCAGUUUAUGAUCCCGAUGAAGAUGCCUAUUAUUGUAAUCAGGGAUUAGACCUAGCCAGGACCCAAGUAUUAGGAUACAUAUCAAUUGAUUUACUAAUUGAAUGUUAUGUGACAUUUCGUUUUAUGCAAGUUUUAACCAAAGCAAAUGAAACUGCAGUUGAAUUAAAAGGAGGAAAAAGAAGUAUGUUUACUGCAAUCAUCUACUGGAACUUUUUAAGAUUAUUUCUUGCAAUUAGUCAAAGUGCAAUGUUCGUAGGUUGGACAAUAUCUGGAAUCUAUAGAAAUAACGACAAAGAGUUGGCCCUUUAUAUAAACAGUACGCAGACAUUACUUCUAAUAGGAUUGUCAUAUGCAAUAACUAUUGAUGCGGAGAUAGUGAGAGUAAUUGAAGGUAGAAAACCAUCAAUCGGUUCUAAAUCAUUCAAAAAUAUAACACGAUAUUCUAGAAAUGCAUAUAUUCCUAAUAAAAACAUCCAAUCAUUUCGAACAUCAUCUAGUGAGACUUCAAACAAUUCAGCAACGGUAAUUGAAUCAUUAGAUAAUACUGAUGAUAAUGAAAUUAUUUCUAUAGAAGAAAAUCAAAAUCCAUCAGUUAAAAAAUGA